ACCCAACCCACUCCAUGUCUGCGUCGUCUUCGUCUGCACUGGGAAGAAAAACGACCUUGUACGAACCGAACUGUCUGUGUGGUGUGAAAGCUCGGUUGUGUACAACCCGGGAAAGCGGACGCCAGUUUUAUGGAUGCCAAAGAUGGAAGGAUGGGUUAGGGUGUGGAUAUUUUGUAUGGAAAGAGGACGUAGCUGGUUUCCAUGAAGACAAUGGAUCAUACAUGGGUGUUACUGGCAGAUUGGAAGCCUCAAUUCAAGAGCUGAACAGGGUUAUGGUUGUUAUGCAACAGGAUAUACAGAGCAUCAAAAUGGUUCUUGAAAGUGAAGCUAAAGAGAAGAUAUUCUGGAAGAGAAUGUGGCAAGGACUUGUGAUAUUUGUGGUUGUAGCUGUUCUUGUUAAGAAAUUGUAAAAGUUUGGAUUUGUCUGCUAAGUAUGGUCCUGUUCUUCUUAAUGUCAGAAUAGUCAAUGUAGUUUCUAGCUAUUGUUAGAUUUAGUUUUGUGUUCUGGUUCAAUGACAGUUAAUUAUU
Messenger RNA from Cuscuta epithymum, 528 nucleotides. The record is from the annotation of a GenBank genome assembly. NCBI's taxonomy places the organism in Eukaryota, Viridiplantae, Streptophyta, Magnoliopsida, Solanales, Convolvulaceae.